Molecule: messenger RNA, 2380 nt
Organism: Salvia miltiorrhiza (redroot sage)
Lineage: Eukaryota; Viridiplantae; Streptophyta; Magnoliopsida; Lamiales; Lamiaceae
Exons: 14
Coding region: 345-2000 (551 amino acids)
Molecular function (GO): 5'-nucleotidase activity
Source: RefSeq, a predicted model, not a curated record
CUAUCACAUCAAAAUAACCUCCAUAGUGAAUAAAAAGUACAAAUGAAUCACUGCAAAAAACCUAAAAGCAAAUAAAUAACCCAAAGCAUUUUAAAAUAAAAAAGAAAAUAAAUUUAAUAGUGUAUUUUGUGUAAAUUAUAUUUUUAGAAGAUAUAGUAUCGAGCAAGCAAGCAUGUACGAGCAUCGAAAUUGGCGGCUACGCACAAAUGGCCCUCCCAAAUUCACACUUUUCAAAUCUUCACCAUUCAAACCCUGAAUUUUCUUGUGUCAAAUCAGCCCUAAUUCAUUGAUUCCGUUUGGUUGCAUUUCAUUUCGAUCCCAAGAAGCAGGAAAUCAAUUUUUGUAUGGCGUCGUUCCGCAGCAGGAGGAGUCUUCCGUUUGCCUCUUCGCGUCUGCUGCAGAGCACGAACCCUGCGCAUUAUGGAGAUGUGGAAGGGUUUGGUGGGAACAGACUUCGCAGAUUUAGAACCAUUAUCACGACAGAGGAAAGGGUACAGAAAUUGGAAAAGGAUGGGAGCCAUAUAUUGCAAGAUGAAAUUGCCAAGAUUCGGCAUGCAUUUACUGCUGCGAAAGACAAGUUCCUUAAAAUACCAGAUGCGCUGAAAGAAAUGCCCAAAUUAGAUCCUAAAGGCAUAUAUGUCAAUAAGAACUUGAGAUUGGACAAUGUACAAGUGUACGGGUUUGACUAUGACUACACAUUGGCACACUAUUCUGCCAAUUUACAGUGCUUAAUAUACGAUAUGGCGAAAGAGUAUUUGGUUAAUGAGCUUAGAUAUCCUUGUAGUUGCUUGGAAUUCAAAUAUGAUAAUUCAUUUCCGAUACGAGGGCUGUAUUAUGACAAGUUAAAAGGAUGCCUGAUGAAGUUGGAUUUCUUUGGAUCAAUUGAGCCUGGUGGAUGCUAUUUUGGCAGGCGCAAGCUUACCCGAUCAGAAAUCGAUAACUUAUAUGGCACAAGGCAUAUUGGUCGUGAUCAAGCACGAGGACUUGUGGGUUUGAUGGACUUCUUUUGCUUUAGUGAGGCAUGCCUUAUUGCUGAUAUUGUUCAACAUUUUGUUGAUGCUAAGCUGGAAUUUGAUCCUUCUUAUGUUUAUCAAGAUGUCAACCAAGCAAUCCAGCAUGUACAUAGAAGUGGUUUAGUACAUCGAGGAAUCCUUUCCGAUCCACAGAAGUACCUUGUAAAGAAUGGACAGCUACUUUGCUUCCUGAGAAUGCUAAGAGAGAAGGGAAAGAAGCUUUUCUUAUUGACAAACUCUCCCUUUUAUUUUGUGGAUGGAGGAAUGAAAUUCAUGUUGCAGGACUCUUUGGGAGACCAAGACUCCUGGAGGGAACUUUUUGAUGUCGUGAUUGCUAAAGCCAACAAACCACAGUUCUAUACAUCAGAGCAUCCAUUUCGCUGUUAUGAUGUUGAAAAAGACACAUUGGCUUUUACUAAGGUGGAUGCUUUUCUUCCGAACAAGAUAUACUACCAGGGAUGCUUGAAGGCUUUCUUGCAAAUAACUAAGUGGAAUGGUCCUGAGGUGAUCUACUUUGGGGACCACUUAUUUAGUGACCUUAGAGGGCCUUCCAAAUCAGGGUGGCGUACAGCUGCCAUCAUUCACGAAUUGGAGAAUGAGAUACAGAUCCAGAAUGAAGAUAGUUAUCGUUUUGAGCAGGCGAAGUUGCAUAUCAUACAAGAAUUUCUAGGGAAACUGCAUUCUGCUGUGGGUAAGGGCGAUGAAUGUGAAGAGUACACGUCUCUUCUGCAGGACCUCAACAGUGAGAGACAGAAGGCACGUCAGACAAUGAAAGACAUGUUUAAUAGGUCCUUUGGAGCUACAUUCUUGACAGAUACAGGUCAAGAAUCUGCAUUUUCUUACCACAUCCAUCAAUAUGCUGAUGUUUACACCAGCAAGCCUGAAAACUUCUUGUUUUAUCGUCCCGAGGCAUGGCUGCAUGUUCCUUACGAUAUAAAGAUCAUGCCGCACCACGUGAAGGUAUCUUCGAGCUUAUUCAAUAGAUGAUCGAUGUAUACUUCAACACUCGAAUGGAAGAAAGAAGCAACGAUCUAUCAGUGCAGUAUCACUUUUGAGUCUGAAAUUGUUGCCACAUACAGAGUUGCUCAUUAAUCAAAGCAAUACUUGUGAAGAUUGUCUUCCACCAUUGCCGGCCAAGAUCUUUAAGCCCGUCACCGUGCAACUUCUAUCCAUUCAUCUAUUUUUUGACAACCGAGUUCAUAAAAUAUGAUCUCGUUUAGGUUGGAGAAUUUAUGAUGAUUUUUGAUGUUUAGUGUCACAAUAAUAUUGGAAUUAGUUAUAUAUGUAUAUGUAGCUUCCAAUGUCUGAUUAGCAUUGCAGCUUAGGAAUCAAUUUCAGAAAUUUUGUUUUGGUUUACAGUCUACAAA